AUGAGAGUAUUCUCGCCGGUGGAAAACGCAAAGUACCUGUAUGUGGCCAGAAACCCCUACGACUGUGCCGUGUCCUUCUAUCAUUUCCUGAAAGGAUUUACUCCCAAGACGUUCACCGACGUGUCCUUCGAACGAUUCCUGACGCUCUUCUUGUCCGGCAAGGCCUUGUACGGCGACUACUUCGACCAUCUCUUGCCCUGGUACGAGAGAAGAAAUGACGCCAAUGUCCUUUUCCUCACCUACGAGGAACUCAAGGCGGACACGAGAAGUCAAGUUCUCAAAAUUGCCGAGUUUGUCGGUGAAUACCACGCUGCCGCUCUGCGUGAACACGAUGACGUUCUUCAAGACGUGAUGAACGCUAGCAGCCUGGAAAACAUGAGGGCCUUCUUCUCUGAAAUGCCGUUGGAGACGGUGAUGAAAGUAGCGGCAAAAGCGUCGUAUAAUUCUUUUUGCGCAGAAUUGCUGAAGAACCUGCCAAGGGGGAUAGACGAAAUGCACGAAGGUGCCGGUUUUGUGCGCAAGGGAAUUGUCGGUGACUGGAGAAACUACUUCACCCCUGAGCAGAUAAUACAAAUGAAGGAUCGGAUAGCCAGGAAAACACGGGGAAGUGACGUAAUGACUAUCUGGAACGACUGCGACCUGCCAUAA
Molecule: messenger RNA, 648 nt
Organism: Rhipicephalus sanguineus (brown dog tick)
Lineage: Eukaryota; Metazoa; Arthropoda; Arachnida; Ixodida; Ixodidae
Product: amine sulfotransferase
Exons: 2
Coding region: 1-648 (215 amino acids)
Biological process (GO): sulfation
Cellular component (GO): cytoplasm
Molecular function (GO): sulfotransferase activity
Source: RefSeq, a predicted model, not a curated record